This is a messenger RNA of Cuscuta campestris, 2300 nucleotides long. NCBI's taxonomy places the organism in Eukaryota, Viridiplantae, Streptophyta, Magnoliopsida, Solanales, Convolvulaceae. The record is from the annotation of a GenBank genome assembly.
GCCACCACCGCAGCCGCGCAUCGUUACCUUCAAGACAUUGAAGGAUAAUGGAGCGGAAGAGUUUCGAGGAGACAAGAUGGGGGAGCCCCAGAUUGCGUUGGAUUGGCUUGAGCAGAUGGACCGGGUACUCAAGAAUUUGAGAGUCUCUGAUGCAAAUCGCUCGGAGUUGGCAUCACAGAUGUUCCGGAAGGGAGCAUAUGAUUGGUGGAAGCGCAUUGACCAGGAUCCACACACGCCCAAGCCUUGGACCUCGGAUCGGUUUGAUCGAGCUUUCACGAAGGAGUACGUCCCCACUCGGUACCGCGAGGAGAGGCGCGAUGAGUUCGUUGCGCUUAAGCAGGAGGGGAUGUCGUUGCCUGAACUGAGACAGAAGUUCGACUACCUGUCCCAGUAUGCGACGAGUCUAGUCUCCACUCUGGAGGAUCGUUUGAAUGAGUUCGUCAAGAAGCUACGGCCGGACAUGAGACCGUACGCCGCGCUGAUCAGGAUGACAGAUUUUAAUGCGGCGUAUGAUUUGAUUGUGAAAACGGAAAAGAGCUCUGAUGAUUUGCAGGCGACCAAGAAGGAGGAUCGAGCGACGAAAGACCCGCGACCCGCGGCCAGUGCCGGGCCGAGCGGGAAGAGUUUUGGAUUCGGGGGAAAGAGGUGUCUGUUGUCCGUGCAAGGGAAGCAAUUCCCUGCAGAUUUGAUAGAGCUACCCCACAAGGAGUUUGACAUUAUCCUUGGUAUGGAUUGGCUCACCGAGCAUAGAGCAGUUGUCAAAUUCAGUAGUCGGACCGUACGGCUGAGAGCCGAGGACGGUAGCAACGUGUCACUCUCCUGGGAGGUGUUCCCCAAGGCUCCCGAGUUUAUAUCGUCCGUGAGCGCGAGGCGCUUGAUUUGCAAGAGGUGCGAGAUGUUCCUGUGUCACGUUCAGGAUAUGCGGAAAGAAUCACCACGUCAGCAGGACAUCCCUACAGUUUGCGACUUCCCCGAUGUCUUUCCCGAAGACCUUCCUGAUUUGCCUCCGCCGAGAGAGGUAGAUUUCUCGAUCAAUCUCGUUCCGGGGAUCAGAGAAGGUCAAUCAACUUCUAGGCCACCACUCUUUGAUGGCACCAACUACACAUAUUGGAAAGAGCGGAUGAGAAUUUAUAUCCGCUCAACCAACUUCCAGUUGUGGUUGGUCAUCAAGAACGGCGAAGAAACACCAAUGAAGAAGGUUGGGGAGAAACUCGUCCCAAAGACUGAGGACGAAUUUGAUGCGGAAGAAAUCAAAAAGGUGGAAAACUACGCUGAGGCAAUCAACAUGCUUUACUGCGCGGUCAACCCCAAUGACUAUCGCAAGAUCUCUUGCUGCACCAACGCCAAAGAAAUGUGGGACAAGCUGGAGGUCACAUACGAAGGUGCUACGACACGCCUAACAAAAACUUAUGCCAACAAAGAUCUCGUGAGGAAAAUCCUACGGAGUCUCACACCCGAAUGGAGAUCAAAGGCCGACGCAAUCUACGAAUCCAUCGGAGUCUCCAACGUCGCCAUCGACGGGUUAAGAGGUAACCUCAAAACUUAUGAAUCCACUAUUCUAUCCCCGUCUUUGGAUGAACAAAAGAAUAAAGGAAUAGCGCUCAAAGCAACCAAAAAGACGGCGGAAGAAGUCUCAAGCGAUGAUGACAACGAGUUUGGACUCGUCAUCAAGAAAUUCCACAAAUUCAUGAAGAAGGAAUUUGAGCGCAAAGGAAGAAAGCACAACGGUCCCCCGAAGUCCUAUGGUUGUGGCGAGAUAGGCCACAUCAAGCUGAGGUGUCCAAAAGGCAAAAACGGCAAGGACGAACCCGGCUUCAAAAAGCAAAGAGCCUAUAUCUCAUGGGGUGGCAACUCCGGCGAUGAGGUAACCGACCAAGAAGAGGAUGAAGCCGCCAACCUCUGUCUCAUGGAACACGAAGACCAAACCGACGAUAUACAAGAGGAUAUUGGCUUCCCAGUGAUGUAUGGUUUCUACCCAUCGCUGGUAGGCCAAUUUUCCUUCAGUUUUGAAGCCAACGGUCACCUACCCAUCGAUGGGUACAAGCUUCUCAUCGCUGGGUGGGAGGUUGACUUCCAAACAAGGAAAGAAUGAACCUUAAAUGACUUCCAACGGUCAUGCCUUCCCAGCGAUGGUUAAGCCUUCCCAUCGCUGGGUUCCCAUCGAUGGGGUAAAGUCCCCAUCGCUGGCACCGCACUAGUUUUGGCAAACAACCCUUGCCAAUAGGAUUCACUCCGAGAUUUCACAACGGCUAUCUCGAACCGUUUACAAUGAAGAUUUAACAGCUAUCUUCUACCGUUCC